Molecule: messenger RNA, 696 nt
Organism: Aureococcus anophagefferens
Lineage: Eukaryota; Pelagophyceae; Pelagomonadales; Pelagomonadaceae
Exons: 1
Coding region: 1-696 (231 amino acids)
Cellular component (GO): membrane; cytoplasm
Source: RefSeq, a predicted model, not a curated record
AUGCUGGUCAUCGCGUCCUACGCGUCGUGCCUCGCGCAACAAAGCACAAAGCGCCACAGCCCACCACGGCUGCGCCGCACGAGCCCGCGGCUGUGCAGCAGCACCGGCGGCUUCACGUCCGACGACACCACAACACCGCGCCUCGUCGCCUGGUACGACGCGCAGCUCCGGCGACACCCGCUCCGCACGAAGGUCGCCUCGUCGGGCCUCGCGUCGGCCGUCGGCGACGCCGUCGCGCAGGCCGUCACGGGCGGGGCCUUCGACGCGCGGCGGUGCGCGUCGUUCGCGCUCGUGGGAGCGGCGUACUUCGCGCCGAUCCUCCACGGCUGGUACGAGGUCCUCGCCGCGCGGGAGCGGCGCUGGCGCGCCGACGGGAUGGGCCGGUGGCCGAGCGUGCUGCUCCAGCUCCUGCUGAACCAGUCGCUGGGGGCCCUGACGGUCAACGCGGGUUUCUUCUUCGCGCUCGCCGUCGCCGAGGACGCGCUCGCGCUCGACCUCUCCGUGCGGACGCUCGAGGGCGCGCGGCGCGCGCUCGGCGACCAGUACCUCCUGGUCAUGCGCGCGAACUGGCUCGUCUGGCCGCUGCCGUCGCUCGUGAACCUCGCCUUCGUGCCGCUCCGCUACCGCGUCCUCUUCAUGAACGCCGUCGCCGUCGUCUGGAAGACGAUCCUGUCGCUCAUCACCAAAGGGGGUUAA